UGUUUGUCUGUCUGUCUAUUCGUCUGCAGGCCUGUCUGUCUGAAUUACCCUUUAAAAAUAUAUCUCAAGUCGGGUAAAAAAAAAAUUAACGGUGCACUCCGGCUGAGCGACAAACAACGAAAAUGGGACACUAUUCAGAAACUGAACUCUGAGCAAAAUGAUUUUCCCCUUUGUACCCCAUGGCCCAAGUGAGCUUUGCUGACCUUGGAGGUUGAGAAGCGUUUCAACUUUGCAACAAGGAAAACUCCAAGUUGCGGAGGACCUUUGGAUAACAGCGAAAACCAUGGCCAGGGCCCCCCAGACUGUUGUGUUGUGUUCCUGUUGGCCCGUGGUUUCAGCACUUGGGACAGACGGACAGAUUAUUCUCAUCGUCUUCGUCCCCCUCAUCAUCAUUGUUCUGGUCAUCGUUGUCUUGAAGGCCUUCCAGGAGAUGAGAGAAGACAGGGAGGAACAAAUCUCUGUUUAUGAUCCUUUCUUAGAUAGGGGACUCCGGAACCGCUUCCCACCUUACGUGAAGCCCCCAAGAGCAUCUGGAACGAUCACCUAUUCAGUCCCCUCGCCGACUGCCACGAUGAAUCCGCUGGGUCAGCAAAUUUCUUCAGCUUGUAGUCCCGUUUACACACUGCCGGUGACACAGUCGCUCGGGUAUUCCCAGUACCCUGAAAUAGACGGACAGAGGAUCCUUCGGUUUGCCAGCGUGGACUGCCGAACAGACGCUGGCGGAUGUCAGAGCUACCCAGACAGUGAAGUGUCUAUCGUGGCUGAGUGUCACGCGAGACUGAGUAUCAAGCCAGAGUCGGAGCCAAACUAUAUCUGCCCCAAAGUUCAAGACCAGAUAACCCGACCGUUUCACGCCUGCCAAUCCGACUACCCUCGCCAGACUGGCAAACCGAGUCAGCACAACAGCUUUCUGCACGCUGCAAAAGCAUUUCAGAGCAACCCCUACGGCCACAGAAGUUCUGACUGUGAAAACGCACGGCAUGAGAAACGUGUAGGUGAUGAGGGACCCAAACGUCGGUUGAGAGCGUUUAAGAAGGCAACAAAAAUGCUUUCAAUGCGUUUGACAAGGAGCAACGACAACAGUGAAACAAAUUCGCUAACAAAGGUUCUUCACAGAGUGAACAGAUCCGGGGUCAUACCCGGGAUGCAGUUUUUGCCAAAGAAAAGAACCAAACAGUUACCUUCCCGUGAUCUUCAGCACAAGGUCAGAACCAGUGAACAAAGUGAUGCAAGAAGCAUCAGCAUUUUAGCCUCUUGUGUGGCCUCAACUGUUGUUUCUGACGUCGAGGACGUGAGACAAGAUAUGAAGCAUUUCGAUGAAAAUAAGAGGAACUAGUUGUCUUCAGAUCAUCUAGAGGACAUUCAUUAUUUCGGUAAAAAUAGGAGCUCUUUAUCUCCAGGAAGCGUCCACACUGUGGGACAUUGCAAGCGUAAUUUUUGCCCUGUUUUGCCUCAUUCUCUACCCCACUUACCUCAAAAGCGUCAGGACGAAAGAGUGCAUGACAGUAUAUUAUAAAAAUCGAGAUCUUCAAACCUCACCGCAAACAAACCUAAAGGACACCGCUUGAAACCAGAACCCAAUAGCAAUAAAUAUAAUCUUUCAGCUCAAGAAGUCGAUAACGUCGUAGCAGGGAUCAGUGCGGAGGGUCACCGACACUUUGCUUCUUCUGGAAGCUCGCUGUAUUAUAUGCCAGAGCAAGGCAAGAAUAACAAAACCGAGGAGGAAUUCCAAGUUGCUCCCGCGAUUGAUACACCUUUCUAUUAUUGGUUACAUGACAGCCCGUCUAGUGAAUCAUCGAAGUUUAAGCUACCAGCAUUCAAUUCGGAACCAGAAAAAAGCUGUGACGCGGGUCAACCUCAGCCUGCAAAUGUCACUUCCGGGGAAGUACUUUCCGUUGACCGCGCAAGCGUGGUUCUGACGUCAACGUCGCUUUCUACUCCUAGAUCACCACGUCCUGACUCAGCACACAGUGUCACUUCUUUUCAGACAUGCACACCACGGAGAAAACGGGGCUUCAGUGCUCGCGCGUCUGAUACCGACUCGCUCCCCAGCUGUGAGAGGCUUGGACAGCGGUCUUGGCUUACGCCAUGGGAAGCAAAGGAUAAUAUUUCUGUCCCUAGUUUCGUCACGGCAGCUGACCCCCUCGACAAAUAGACACACCCAUGGGCUAUAGAUUCUAGAAAUGGACCAGUUAUUCAUACACCUAAUUCAUGAGGAUAAUGAUGCAGGUGUUGGAAGGAUGCCACUGGUGGUUCCCAUUUCUUUACCCUUCCCAUGCCGUUUCCGUCUGCUGGUCGUCUUGCUUUUUCCUUACACUUAAUAGCUCUUUUGGUGCCAUUGUGCUUCUCUUAGUGGAAAUGCAAUAAAACAAGAAGGCAGUUGCUAUGAUUGGCCAUGAGUGUUCAUGACUGUUAAUAAGUAUCAUACUUCGAUUGCUUUCAUUCUGGGGGUCCCAUUGUCAUUGAAAAGCUUGAUAUUGCUUUUAGGUCAAGGAGAGCUGGGUUUCUCAUAAUAUUUCAUCCAAGGACCCAUUUGCUGAGGAAAAUAUUUCUUAAAUAAGCAAGAUAGAAGGAAUAAAGAUUUAGAUGACUUGUAACUUCUGCUAUGGCCGAAGAGAUCAUUUCUGGUAGAUGAAAGUUUGGCACAUUGUCAGUAUUUAAUUUAAAAGCUUCAUUCUAGUUGUGGAAGUGACGUCUAGUAGUCUAGUGAUUCUGGGGUACGAGGGGUUAAACCUAUACAAUUUCACCAUUUGUUUUUCACUUGUGGAGGUGCGCUGCUUGCAGGCUUCUCUCUCGACUUCUGCAUUUCUAAUUCGUGAAGCCUCAUUAUAAUUAUUAUGAUUGCUGCCCUCUGGGGUUGCUUCUCUCCAGCUGCUGGGUCUGUCUGGGGCAAUGCUCCUAUUACAAAGCGUUGGAUGCUUAGUAAUACAUUUAUUGGCACGGCACAUAUAUCUCCUUGAUUUCAUGAACUGACAGCAGAAUACAAUGUCGCUUCGACAUGGUUUUGUCCACUUUCUCUCAAGGCGCUGCUUAUUCGAAUAAGUAAAACUUUGCUCGGAAAAUACCUAUUCGCCAAAAUGAAAAAGGCAACUUAUUUAUAUGAUCAAUAUUUGUGAACUGUUGAGUUGAGCCUCAUUUGGUUUGUUUGUUUGUUUGUUUGUUUAUUUGGAAACGGUUUUGAUUACAGUAUUUUUGAUUUGUCGAAAUACUUAUUAAAAUGUAAUACACUGGA
Aplysia californica (California sea hare) is the source of this 3232-nucleotide messenger RNA. RefSeq lists its product as uncharacterized. Lineage: Eukaryota; Metazoa; Mollusca; Gastropoda; Aplysiida; Aplysiidae. The coding region runs from base 284 to 1336 and encodes 350 amino acids. The transcript has 4 exons. The record is from RefSeq and is a predicted model, not a curated record.